Messenger RNA from Solanum verrucosum, 2298 nucleotides. Its product is annotated as L-type lectin-domain containing receptor kinase S.1. The record is from RefSeq and is a predicted model, not a curated record. Gene Ontology annotation, molecular function: carbohydrate binding; protein kinase activity; ATP binding. The transcript has a single exon. Lineage: Eukaryota; Viridiplantae; Streptophyta; Magnoliopsida; Solanales; Solanaceae. Gene Ontology annotation, cellular component: plasma membrane. Gene Ontology annotation, biological process: protein phosphorylation. The coding region runs from base 160 to 2148 and encodes 662 amino acids.
AUAAUUAGUCAAAGGAUGAUCAGAACUUAGUCAUCUUCAUCAUUUUCAGAGAAACAGCACUCAUCUCUAAUUCCCUUCAAAGUACCAUGUAAUUAACACAUAAAUUCCCAGUUUCCUUCACAAAAUUCUCUUCUUCUUCUUCAUGCAAACCCCAACAAUAUGCCACCAUUAUCACUGUUCUUCAUUCUCAUCAACCUUACAAUCUUCCCAUCCAUUUCCGCCGUCGAAUUUCUCUUCAACUCCUUUACUGCUAACACCACCCCUGCCCUCAACUUCAUCGAGGAUGCCCGCCUUGAGCCACCAGUUAUCCGCCUCACAAAUGACUCCAACCAAUUUUCCCUUGGCCGAGCUUUUUACCCAUCUCAAAUUCCUAUAAAAUCCGCUUCAAAUUCCACUUCAAUUUCUUCCUCUUUCUCUACUCAGUUCAUCUUCUCUGUACUUCCUGAUGAUUCCUCUAGUCCCGGAUUCGGAAUUGCUUUUGUUCUCUCUGCUUCAACUUCCCCACCUAAUGCCCUCUCCAGUCAAUACUUUGGACUUUUCUCUAACGCCACCGUACACACGGUGGCCCCACUUCUCGCCGUCGAGUUUGAUACGGGUCGUAACCCGGAAUUCAAUGACCCAGAUAGAAAUCAUAUCGGGAUUGAUCUUAACAGCAUUGAAUCUAUUGUUACCCAAACGGCUGGGUAUUAUAGUUCUUCUGGUAAUGAUAGUGAUUCUUUUGUGCCUUUAAAUUUGCGGUCUGGGCAAAAUAUACAUGCUUGGAUCGAGUUUAAUGGACCUGAAUUCGAGAUUAAUGUUACUAUAGCUCCGGCUGGUAUGUCACGGCCUGUUAGGACUUUGUUGAGUUAUAGAAACCCCAUAAUUGCGAAUUACACGUCUGCCCAGAUGUAUAUGGGGUUCUCUGCUUCCAAGACUCAAUGGGUUGAGGCGCAAAGACUUCUAGCUUGGAGUUUCAGUGAUUCUGGAGUUGCAAGGGAUAUUAAUACUACGAAUUUGCCGGUUUUUCAGCUGGAAAAUUCCGGGUCUUCGCUAUCUCCCGGUGCUAUUGCUGGGAUUGUUAUUGGUUCUGCGGUUGCUGUGGUGGGUUGUUUAUGUGUAUUUUAUUGGUUUUGGUGGCGUAAGAAGGAAGAAGAUGAUGUAAUUGAAGAUUGGGAACUUGAGUACUGGCCUCAUAGAUUUUCAUAUGAAGAACUUAGCCAAGCUACAAAAGGGUUUUCUAAAGAUGAGCUACUUGGGGCUGGUGGUUUCGGUAAAGUAUACAAGGGAACAUUUGCUAAUAACACAGAAGUGGCAGUGAAAUGUGUGAACCAUGACUCAAGACAAGGAAUUAGGGAAUUCAUGGCUGAGAUAUCUACUAUUGGAAGGCUUCAACAUAAGAAUUUAGUACAAAUGAGAGGGUGGUGUAGGAAGGGGAAUGAACUUAUGAUUGUGUAUGAUUACAUGCCUAAUGGGAGUUUGAAUAAAUGGAUAUUCGAUAAGCCGGAGAAGGUUAUGAAUUGGGUAGACCGGAGGAGGGUCCUAGCUGAUGUUGCAGAGGGGUUGAACUAUUUGCAUCAUGGUUGGGAACAAGUUGUUGUACAUAGGGAUAUUAAAUCUAGCAAUGUUUUGUUAGAUAGUGAAAUGAGAGGGAGAUUGGGUGAUUUUGGCCUAGCUAAGUUGUAUACUCAUGGUGGUGUCCCUAAUACUACUAGGGUAGUAGGUACUUUAGGGUACUUGGCACCUGAAGUGGUGACAAGGGCUAACCCAACUGCUGCUAGUGAUGUUUAUAGUUUUGGGGUGGUGGUUUUGGAGGUGGCAUGUGGGCGAAGGCCGAUUGACUUUGGGAAUGUGUUGGAGGAAGAGGAAGUGUUGAUUGAUUGGGUUAGACAAAAGUACAGGGAAGGGCGAUUAUGUGAGGCAGCAGAUAAAAGGAUUAAGGGGCAGUGUUCAGAGGAAGAAAUGGAAGCUAUGUUGAAACUAGGACUUACAUGUUGUCACCCUGAUCCUCUCCGUCGACCUACUAUGGGGGAGGUUGUUGCUGUAUUGCUUGGUGAGAAUGUGGAUGCAACGCCAAAUGAGUUGAUCGUUGAAUUAGCACCUAGUGAAAACAACACGAGAGAUAGAAGCGACUGGUCAACUGAGGAAUCAGAACCACUUUCGGCUGUGUAGAUAUUAUACUUUUGUUUCCUUUAUUGUUGAAUCUCUUUCAUCCCUUGAAAUUAUUGUUUAAAGGUUUGUUCUUUGUAUUGUUCUUACAUGCUUUUGAACUUUAAACUUAGCAUUAGUUGUAAAUAGUUAUGGAUAUGCAAUUACUCAAGA